This is a messenger RNA of Caenorhabditis angaria, 303 nucleotides long. NCBI's taxonomy places the organism in Eukaryota, Metazoa, Nematoda, Chromadorea, Rhabditida, Rhabditidae. The record is from the annotation of a GenBank genome assembly.
AUGUUCUACUACACCGUCGGUUCAAUUGGCGAUUUGUUCAGAUAUGGAUACAAUGGCGAAAGAUUGUUCUGCAUAACAUUCCAAAUCUGCUUCACAAUCUCGAUUUUCUAUUGGCAAGCUUUGCUGAUGUUUAUCAUCAAAUGCGCUUUCAAUCAGGGAAAAUACAUUGCUGGUAUGGUUCUUCCGCAAAACAUUGAUGGUGUUCGGAGCAUCGAGGAGCCAGCAAAACAGUUUGCACAAUUUUUUUCGCAAAUCAUUUCUUGGGCACAAGAAGGAGCAAACAACCAGAGCAACAAAAAUUGA